CAUCGUUUUAACCAACCGGCCGGAUUGAGAUCCAAAAACUAUUCGGAGAAUACAACAAGGAACACAAUAUGAAAAAUCUCCUCAUUUUAGCUUUAAUGGUGGUGUCCACAGUAGCAGAACCUCCAGUUGACAGCAGGUACCUACCUCCACAACAAGGUGGCUUCAGCCCGUCACAAUCUUACGGAGCGCCCGCUGGCCAGCCUCAGAGGCAAACCGAUGCUGUCUUCAGAUCUCGUCCGGCCUCAUCGUACGGAGCCCCCCUGAACAGCCGGCCUUCCUCUCAGUACAUCCCUCCUUCGCCCCCCUCCAGUCAGUACGGACCCCCGGCUCGGCCCGGGGCCACGUAUGGUGCGCCAAGGUUCGGAUCUCAGGACAGACAAAGCGCUAGAGUACCGAGCACCCAAUACGGCGCCCCGGACGGCGCCCCGGACGGCGCUCCGCCCCAGCAGUACGGCGCUCCGGGGCUGAGCGCGCCCUCGCGACAGUACGGCGCGCCGGGAUUCGGAGGAGGUCAAGGUCAGGGUCAAUUCUCUGGUUCAGACUUGGGAGGUCAGAGCCGCGCGUACCUCCCACCAGGUCAAGGAAGAGGCUACGCGGGCGAUGAUGAUGGAUUCAAUGGGGAGCCUGCCAACUACAAUUUUGAGUACGCCGUAAAAGACGAGCCCUCCGGGAAUGAUUUCGGUCACCGGGAGUCGAGGCAGGGGGACCGAGCUGAAGGCUUGUACUACGUUCUUCUGCCUGAUGGUAGAAAACAGACGGUGCAAUACGAAGCCGACCAAAAUGGGUACCGGCCGAAGAUAUCGUACGAGGAUGUGGGCGUAGCGGGCGGCCGCGGCCAGGGGUACCAAAAUGGCGGGUAUCAAAAUGGCGACGGAUACCAAAAUGGCGGGCCUUACUAAAAGCCACGUAUCAACGAAAAGAGUUGAAGAACGAAUUUAUCGAAAUGUAAUUAAUGAAUGAAACCUUAGAAAUGGCGUAGGGUGAUAAAGAAGUAUCUUCAUUUGUUUGAGAACAACGUUCUUCAGUAAAUUUCGUUUCUUAAAUUAGUUAAGUGUACAACUGUGUUCAAAUAAGUAAUUUUGCAUAAUUUAUUUGAUUUUUGGAUAAGGUAAUUAUAACUGUAUGUACAAGUAAUAGAUCGGCGGUUGUCAGAAUGAGAACCAAAAGGUAGCAUAAGAAAAUGUUACAUUUCGAUGAUUUUGAAGCAAAAUAGAGAAGGAAAAUGGUAUUGUUGUGCGUGUAACUAGACGCAUUAUAGACGAAUUAAAAAGAAUUUAUUAGUACAGAGUAGGCCUAAUAAUUCUUUUUAAUUCGUCUAUAAUUUCACGUACUGUAAAGUUGAAAUAAAGAAACAUUAAAUUAAUUAUGCAAAAUACUGUCUACCAACGACUUGUGCAAGAAUUAAGGAAACCGAGCCAUAUAAGGCUAGAAAAAACGCUUAUUAGAUAAAAAUUAGCUGUAACUUCGGCAUAAUCCGGCCACUUUAAGUUGACACUUCAAUAAUACAGAUCGCUGUACUAUUCGCAGGUCAACUUAACGUGGACGUUUAGUUCCCUUGUUAUUUUUGUUAAUAUAUAGUUUAUUUUUUUUGUAAAUUUCCCUCAAGAGGAUGACAAAGGCCAGUCUAGCCAAUGAUUAAUAUAUUUUUCUUAUUUUUUAUUCUAAAUCUUUUUUAUUUCUCUUUAAGUAAUGAAUAUGACUUAUUGCGUUUCUUUUUCAGCUUGUUUUCCCCACCUAUUUCUGAAUAUAUUCCUUUUUAUA
Amyelois transitella is the source of this 1761-nucleotide messenger RNA. Its product is annotated as pro-resilin. The coding region runs from base 69 to 899 and encodes 276 amino acids. Lineage: Eukaryota; Metazoa; Arthropoda; Insecta; Lepidoptera; Pyralidae. The transcript is spliced from 9 exons. Gene Ontology annotation, cellular component: extracellular matrix. The record is from RefSeq and is a predicted model, not a curated record.